Boeremia exigua is the source of this 621-nucleotide messenger RNA. RefSeq lists its product as uncharacterized. The transcript has a single exon. The record is from RefSeq and is a predicted model, not a curated record. The coding region runs from base 1 to 621 and encodes 206 amino acids. Lineage: Eukaryota; Fungi; Ascomycota; Dothideomycetes; Pleosporales; Didymellaceae.
AUGAAGUCAUCCAAUCAAGCAGCGGGCCGCAAGGGCAUUGCUACGCCAUCUCUCGAUCGUGCUCAGAAAGCUGAGCAUCUCCGGUCGAGUAAAGCACAGGGCGUCAGCAAACUCGCCAAAGUCUUCAAGAAGCACCAAUUUUUCCUCAGGACUCCGAUCCUCAAGGAGUCCGAAAAAGAUCAAAGACUUAUGUUGAGAGAACGUAAGCUUAUCGCUGCAUCACCGCCAACAGUCGACGUCAGCCGUACAUGCACCGGCAAGAAGACGCGUUCCGAGGUCCAAGAAUUUCAUCAAAGUCGCGUAGAAGCAACUGAUGCAAGUGCUCAAGCACGCACGGAGAUCGAUCCUCAUGACAGCCAAGUCAAGAUCGUUCAUCUCGGGAAGUACACUACAAAGAUACCAACCUUCCCACACGUGUUGACCGACUUGAGCACCAUCAUCGCCACGCUGCACUUGUAUCCUCAGGUUGAGGUAGACAUGGAGGCUGGAGUGUACGGGGUUCUGCGAAUUCGGUCCUUCAAGAAGGGGAUUUGCGACCCUGAUUACAAGGCGCUUGCUAAGACCGCGUCGGCUCGUCACAGGGCGGCUAUUCGCUGGCAAAAUAGGCAACAGAAAGCCUAA